Messenger RNA from Plutella xylostella (diamondback moth), 2594 nucleotides. Its product is annotated as dynein regulatory complex subunit 11. The record is from RefSeq and is a predicted model, not a curated record. Lineage: Eukaryota; Metazoa; Arthropoda; Insecta; Lepidoptera; Plutellidae. Gene Ontology annotation, molecular function: ATP binding; ATP hydrolysis activity; protein binding.
AACUCCCGAACUUCACCCACAAUCGACCCGCAGCAAACCAACCAACCGAGCACUGUUGAUAGCAACGGCCCGUGGCGAUGAAAAGUUACAUCGAUAACCGCUUUGUUCUCGCAACAACAUCAACAUGUCCAACAAAACAUAUACGGAUUUACUUUGCGAAACCUCUGAGCUUAUAGGAGAAGCUACACAAGCUGAUGAGGCAGUGUUUGAGUCUGGUGUGGUGGAAAAAGCAGCGUUGCAGCCGCUGCUUUGUGAGCUAAGAGUUCGGUAUACGGUGUUGUUAGGUCGACUGGACGAGGUGUAUGACCAGCUACUUCAGCCACAAAAGCGCUUGAUCGUGAAGCGCUUAUUGGAAGCCUGCCUCGGGAGACUGCUUGAGAUCAAACAGGAUUUGGUGGAGAUUCAACUGUCGGAUUUCACGUUUGAUAGUAAUGAGGUCCUAGAGAAACUCCAAGUGACGCCCUACGAGGCAGAACCUCGCGUGCCCCAAUACUUCAUCAGAGAGCGCGAGGACGAGAUCCUGAACAACCGUCAGUUCGUAGACUACACGCUGCGGCGGCUGGGCCACGAGCCGGCCAAGCCGCGCGCGCUGGUGCUGACGGAGCAGCAGGCCGUGCUCGUCAUACAGAGCCACGAGCGCGCCAGGCAGGGACGACUCAGAGGUCAGUUCAUGAAAGAAAUAAGACUCCUCAAGGAAAAAGGAAGGGAUCAAAAGGGUGAAAUGACGCCAUCGGCCGCUACUUCUAUACAAAGAGUCUGGAGAGGUUUCAUAGCGAGGAGAGAGACUAAGAAGAGAAAACAACAAGAAAUGUUGCUUAUUGGUAUGGAAAUGCCUGUAUAUAAGGAGUCCGAAGCUAUUAUCAAGGCAGACGAGGUAAAAGAAUACCGACGAAAUCUCCAAGCGGAACGGAAAAGAGAAUUUGAGGAAGCUCUAUCGUCCAUUGAAAAGAUAUUAAAGUGUCAGCACGACGCUCGCAUCAACGAGCAGAUUGGUGAUGAGCUCAGGAGGUGGAUUUGGGAGUAUUAUGAGAGAACUGGAAAACUCCCUGAGCUGCCACCUGAAGAGAGUGGAGGCAGUAGAGCAAUGUUUAGCAGACAGGGUACUCGUACUGGCACAGAAAGCGAAAUUAGUAAAUCAUCACCGGUAUCAUCUAAAGAUUCUAAGAAGAGCAAAGAGAGUAAGGACAAGAAAAGUAGUAAAAACGAAGAUAAUAAAGGAAAAGAUGAAACAGAAGAUCUUCAAGCCUACAAAUGUAGUUCUUCUGCAUUCUUACAAGAUGUCAUCAAUGCUAAUGAAGAAUUCGAAGAUAUAUGGAAACAUAAAGAGGAUUGCGAAAAUCAUAACGAACGUUACUACAAGGAUAUGAUAGAAAGAGAAAAGAUGGUCAAAUUGGAAACAGAAGUACGAAACAUCGUUGAUGAAUUAAUGCGAAGUGAAUUGGAACUUCUGCAAGGAGCGUUUGACAGGGAUCGAGCACAUAAAGGAAAAAAAGCUAAGAAACCCCAAAAAAAGGUUCGUCGCGGAGGGAAGAAAAACAAAAAGAAGAAAGAGAAAGAUUUAACACCCGAUAGAACCACAGAAUCAUUAUUUGAAGAGCUUGUGGCUAAUGGCAUAAUACGGCCGUACCCCAUUGUAAAAAUAGACGACUAUAUUGGAGAAAAAAGCUUUUUGGGUGAAGAAAUGAAAGCAGAGGGUAGGGAUCCUGCACCUUGUUUAGGGGAUAUUAGACAACUGGUUAAAGAGUAUUGUAUUCUUCCCCUUGGAUCUGAACACGUCAAGACCCAUGCGCCGCUAAUAAGAUCUGUCUUAUUAUCAGGACCUCCAGGAAGUGGGAAGAAAAUGCUAGUGCAUGCAAUAUGCAGUGAAGUGGGAGCGGUUCUGUUUGACCUUACUCCAGCAAAUAUAGUCGGCAAGUAUCCGGGCAAGACUGGUCUCAUAAUGCUCAUACAUCUAGUGACUAAAGUGUCUAGACUACUGCAGCCUUCGGUAAUAUGGAUGGACGAUGCGGAAAAACCAUUUGUGAAAAAGAUACCUAAAACUGACAAGACUGACCCGAAAAGACUGAAGAAAGAUUUGAUCAAGAUUAUUAAAGGAAUAUGCCCGGAGGACCGAGUACUAUUCAUUGGAACGUCUCGAAGCCCAUGGGACGCUGAACAGAAACUCUUAUACCAGUGUUACGCAAAGAUCAUCCAAAUACCCAGAGCUGACUACGGCAGUUUGAGCAUGAUGUGGAUGAAGAGGCUACACAAGGCUGGCGCCUUAUCACCUGGCCUUGAUGUCUCCUGCCUGGCGAGAGUCUCCGAUUCUUACACUAUUGGUACAUUACUAGAGGCUCUGGCAGCAGUCCUGACGACGAAGCGGAGUCUCCAGCUGCGCAUCCGAGCGCUGACUGCGCAGGAGAUAGCCGUGCAACUCAGCUCCAGGGAUCCAAUUUAUGCUGAGCAGGAGGCGGCGGUGGAGGCGUGGUGGGGCAAGACGCCGAUGGAGCGGCGCCGGCUGCGGCUGCUGCAGCGCCUCGAGGAGCUGCAGCAGGAGAACGACGAGAAGCAAGCCGCCAAGAACUAGCUCACAGAGGAACAUAAUAUUCAUGGCU